ACUAUAAGUGUUGCCAUGGCAACAACAGAAGUUGUGAGCUGGCGUCAAGAGGACAAGGAUGUCGGUUUGCGUACAACAGAGCCGAGCAGAGGACUGAUGACAUUCAUAAUCUGUACAAUGAUGUUAACAGCAUUAUGCAUUCUACAGGCAGUGAUGUGGAGGGACUCGUUGCCACAAGUCCCGCCGUAUACAGCAAGACUCCGUCGGCCAAAGCUACAAUUUGGAUCCUUAGCACCAGAUGCAGCAUGGGAAUUUAGACCGGAGGCCAUGGCGAAAGUCAGAACUUCUACAAUGAAACUGCAUCCUGACGUUCAUCUCGUGUUAUAUAAGGUGGGCACUCAAUACAAAAAGGAUAACUGUAACUUUAACAAAGACAUUUCCGAUGUCCACUGCCAGACAGACUACAACACUAAGAUUAGUCACUACAACACGUGUGCUGUGGUUGGCAAUAGCGGCGUGCUUCUGGAAAGUCGCUGUGGUGCUGAGAUUGAUUCCAAGGAUUACGUCGUAAGGAUUGACAUACCCGUAGUAAGAGGAUACGAAAAAGACGUAGGUGAACGAACCAGUAUGACUGUACUGAACCUCAGCACACCGAAACGGUUACAGAGCUCUGCGCGUUUGAAAAAUAGAACCCAGGAUGUGUACGAGAGUCGCUUGAGGAACAUCGGUGGCACUGCCCUGGUCAUGGAUAAAAGGUCUAGAUCUAAUAUGACGAGUUUGGCGAGAAAGUAUCAUCUCUCCUUUUCCUUGUACACUGUCAGGGGGAGAUUAGUACGAGGGAUCAAUCCACUUGCGUCCCGAUUAGCGAGCAGGAAAAUGGGAAGCGGGAUCCCUACCAUUGGAUUGGUGACUGUUCUGAUGGCGACUGCGUUCUGUGACCAUCCUUAUUUGUACGGCUUCUUCCCAUUCCAAAAAGAUGCAAACAAUACACCAAUCCCCUAUCACUAUUACCCGGGAGACUACAUCAAACCUAUCAAACAGAAUGAGGGAGGUCGUCAUAACAUGUCCCGAGAAUAUGACUUCUACAGGAAUCUACAUAAGCAGGGCGUGCUGAAGACGCAAGUCGGUCCAUGCGAGGAGCACACUGCUUUAGCCACCUAUCUUCAUACAUAAGUUUAUGUCUUGCAAAUGUGUUUCUUGCAUACUAAUAUCAUAUUAUGACUAACAGUUGGAUUUAUCUAACAAACUUUUGUGGCUUCGCUUUCUUUUAAGAAUUUAAAACCGCUUAAUGAUAAAUGAUGGGAUUUUCACUUGUGACAUGUGUAAGCUAAUCAAUGGUAUACAUCACAAUGCAUACAUUAUGCAAAUGUUUAAGUUAAUUGCAUAACAUCUAUAUGUACAAAAACUUUAAAUAUUUCAUGGAGGUAUGAACGCCGAACUCUAUCUACAUUAUACACUUAUACAGUUGCGUCUCUGGUAUUCCAGAAGCGAACAUAGGAGCGGACGAAUGAAUGAAUGCAU
Branchiostoma floridae (Florida lancelet) is the source of this 1461-nucleotide messenger RNA. RefSeq names its product alpha-2,8-sialyltransferase 8B-like. The transcript has 4 exons. Gene Ontology annotation, biological process: oligosaccharide metabolic process; N-glycan processing. The record is from RefSeq and is a predicted model, not a curated record. Bases 16 to 1113 code for a protein of 365 amino acids. Gene Ontology annotation, molecular function: alpha-N-acetylneuraminate alpha-2,8-sialyltransferase activity. Lineage: Eukaryota; Metazoa; Chordata; Leptocardii; Amphioxiformes; Branchiostomatidae.